AUGGAGAGUCGAACCACGUACCUCGGACCUCUGACCUCUGACCUCUACCUGGGAGUACGUGACCGGCGCUCUAACCGACUGAGCUAUCGCGGCCCUCUUUAUGCUCAUCCAGAUGGACCACCUAAGGGACCACCUAAAGGACCACCUGAGGGACCACCUAAGGGACCACCUGAGGGACCACCUAAGGGACCACCUGAGGGACCACCUAAGGGACCACCUGAGGGACCACCUAAGGGACCACCUAAGGGACCACCUAAGGGACCACCUGAGGGACCACCUGAGGGACCACCUAAGGGACCACCUAAGGGACAACCUGAGGGACCACCUGAGGGACCACCUGAGGGACCACCUAAAGGACCACCUAAGGGACCACCUGAGGGACCACCUAAGGGACCACCUAAGGGACCACCUAAGGGACCACCUGAGGGACCACCUGAGAGACCACCUGAGGGACCACCUGAGGGACCACCUGAGGGACCACCUAAAGGACCACCUAAGGGACCACCUGAGGGACCACCUGCGGACCACCUGCGGACCACCUGCGAAACCACUGUCUCGUCGUGCAUUUUCCCAUUUUCCUUAUUGUUCUUUUCGAAUGACAUAGACACUGAGUAUCAUAUCUUAUUAUUGUAG
This is a messenger RNA of Pecten maximus, 633 nucleotides long. Its product is annotated as proline-rich protein 2-like. Lineage: Eukaryota; Metazoa; Mollusca; Bivalvia; Pectinida; Pectinidae. Bases 1 to 633 code for a protein of 210 amino acids. The transcript has 2 exons. The record is from RefSeq and is a predicted model, not a curated record.